Molecule: messenger RNA, 5583 nt
Organism: Plasmodium vivax (malaria parasite P. vivax)
Lineage: Eukaryota; Apicomplexa; Aconoidasida; Haemosporida; Plasmodiidae
Product: POM1, putative
Exons: 1
Coding region: 1-5583 (1860 amino acids)
Biological process (GO): DNA-templated DNA replication
Molecular function (GO): single-stranded DNA binding; DNA-directed DNA polymerase activity; 5'-3' DNA helicase activity
Source: RefSeq, a predicted model, not a curated record
AUGGUUCGAUGUCGCUUUUUCCUCUUCUACCUAAUCCUUAUCCAUUAUGCGUUAGCAGUUCGAAAUAAAAGUAGGCCGAAAGCGGAUUUUUACUUGAAGACGAAUUGCGAGUUGGUGAAGAGGCGAAAGAAUGGCUCUAAGGCGUAUUUCAAGAGGAAGGCGCGGGGUGAGGAUUUGGGUUCGCGGGCUCGCUAUGAUGACUCGCAGCUAUGGGGAAGACGCAACCGCUGCAGUGGCGGUAACCGCGUAAACCGGAGCAAUCGUGAGAGAGGCGCUCUGCGCGCCACGAGCACGUUCGUGUCCAAGUACUACAAAAUAAACAUAAACGACGUGUACAGCUACCUGAAUAGGAAGAAAUAUGAGUUCAUAGAGACAGACGUGAAGAUAACGCUCAAAUACUGCCCCUUCUGCCCGCCACACAAGUAUAAAUAUGACAAUAUGUACAAGCAUGAGAUUUUUAAAAACACGGGAAAUAGCUACUGCCACCGGUGCGGGUAUAAAGGCAGCUUCUACGAUUUCAAGCUAAAAAUGGGGGACUUAAUAACCAGCAAUUUCGAAAACACCGUUGUAGACCAUACCUAUGAGGAGGAAAAAAUAACCUUCAACGAUGUCAAGGUGUAUAGCAUGAAUUUGUUGUACUCCAAGGAGGCAGAAGCGGCAAGGAAAUACUUAACCGAAGAGAGAAAGCUAAAUUUAGAGACGCUCAAAAAGUAUUACGUAGGAUUUUCCAUCAUGGAAUUUCAGUCGCUGGAAAAUUCGGGGAAGUUUGAGAAGCACGAAUGUUUAAUUUUCCCCUUUAUAAGAAAGGCGAAUGGUGCGAGCUCCCUGGGGUUGAUGGGGAGCAAACACAGUACAAAUGAGAUAGACGCGCAGGAAAAUGCCUCGUACGAAGUUGUCCGCAUAAAGGUAAGAAGCUUGAGGGAUAAGGGAUACAUGAGGUUGUACCCGAAGAACGUAAAAGACGAAGUGAAGUUAUUCUUUUUCGGGGACCACUUGGUUGGCAGCUCCGAAGAGGUUGUCCUGACGGAAGGGGAGAUAGAUGCCAUGACCGUAAGUCAGGAGACGAAUUAUGCAGCCAUUUCCCUGCCCAAUGGUUCCAAGUCGCUGCCGAUAUAUUUGUUGCCCUAUUUGGAAAGGUUCAAAAAGAUACACCUGUGGCUCGAUUUUGACAAGGCGGGGAAAUCCAGCGUCUUUAAUUUUGUCAAUAAAAUUGGGCUAGGGCGGACGAACGUAAUAACCGAUGCGAAUGUGCACUAUCUAGAUGAGCAGCUCUUCGAGAGAAAGCGGAAAAAUUUGUUAACCAAAGGGGGUCUCCUCGUGCCCCUCACAGUUGGCGAUAGCCCCAUCGGCGUGGCGGAGCAGAAGCAGGGUGGUAUUAAAGAAAAUACGCAAAGGGGAGAAGAAAAUGGACACUCUGAGAACACCCUGGAUGGAAGAAGCCCCAACACAGCUGCAGACCCCACGUCAGGCACAAACAAAGCAGAUUUGAAAACAGCAGAAAAGGAAGGUGACAGAAGGAAGAACCCCAUUUGUGGUGAGACGGGAAGUACCCAAGAGGGGGAGCAAAAAAAGGCGAGCGAAAAUUGCAAAGCAAAAACGCUCCACUUUGUGCAGAACAAUAUUAUGUACCUACCAAACAGCAUCGUCGUGAAGGAUGCCAAUGACUGCCUAAAGCACAACAUAGACGUUCGCUUUUUUAUACAAAAUAGCGAAAAGGUGAAACAUAGCCAAAUAUUAAACUUCAACGAUUUGAGACAAAACAUUUUGGAAGAAUUAAAAUACCCAGAUAGAAUAAAUGGGGUUAAGAGUAAAACCAUUCCAUCGUUAAAUAAGUUUCUAUAUGGGCUACGCAUGGGAGAGUUGUCCAUAUGGACAGGUCCAACGGGGGUAGGCAAAACUACCCUGCUAUCCCAACUGUCACUAGAUUAUUGCAUCCAGGGGGUAUCUACCCUAUGGGGGUCCUUCGAAAUUAAUAACAUAAAAUUAGGAAAAGUAAUGUUAAAUCAAUUUUGUGGAAAAAACUUAGAAAAAAAUAUCGACCUAUUUGACUUAUAUGCAGAUAAAUUUGAAUUAUUGCCUCUAAAAUUUCUAAAGUUCCAUGGAAGCACAAAUAUAGACCAAGUUUUAGACGCCAUGGAUUAUGCAGUUUAUGCCUACGAUGUGAAGCACAUCAUUAUAGACAAUUUACAGUUUAUGUUAAAUAUAAAUAAAUUUUCCGACAUAUAUGAGCUACAGAACAUUGCCAUUGAUAAGUUCAGAUCGUUUAGUACAAAUAAAAAUGUGCAUAUCACUUUGGUUGUUCAUCCGAGGAAGGAGGAUAACAAUCUCCUCUCCAUUGCCUCCGUUUUUGGUAGCGUCAAAUCGACACAGGAGGCAGAUAAUGUGUUUAUCAUUCAGAGACAUGUGUCCAAAACGAAUGAAACUGUUUUUUUUAUAGACAUCAAAAAGAACAGGUUUAAGGGGAGCUUGGGUAGAAUUCCCUACUUGUACAAUAAGGAAAAUAUGACCAUCAAGGAGAUGUCCAUUGGCUACUUAAAUGAUUCCAUUUCGAGUAGCGGCUAUGGGGCAAAUGGUACCCCCCCUUCUUCCAAUUUUUUGCCGAGUGUUAAUCCCCCACGCGAUGGAUUGGACUUCACUCUGUGCGACGAAUACGACUAUAUGAAGCAGCUGGCCGAUGAGUACGAAUCCAAGCACGCAGUGAGAAGGUACCGCCUUGGCGCUGAUGGAAAGGCUAACGGUGUGGGGAGUGGAAGCACGAACAGGCCUAAUGCUUCCUCCUUGAAGUGCUCCCAAAAUGUAAAUAGCACCGAUGGAGGGUUGGUGGACUCCUCGCGCAAUAACCAAAAUAGGGAUAACAAGCCGGUUAAUCAGGUAGGCGGUGUGGAGGAUGACCCCACGAGGAGUAACCACGUAGGUAGUGCAAACGGAAGGGGCGAAAAGGGAGGCAUAAAAAAUAUACUGAAGGGAACCGACCGAGGAGACACAGCCCCCCCUGUAGGAGGAACCCCAACGAGUGAUAAACCAAGUGGUGGUAGCUCCCAUGUGGGCACCCCUGCUAAGCCAACCGGGGAGAAGCAAGAACUAACCGCAGAUAUGUCCAAGCAGAGCGUACCAUCCUACCGAUUGAGCAGCGAAGGGAUAAUAAAACUAUGCGAAGAAAUAAAAGACAACAAAGGGGAAACGCUAAAGGAUAGAGAGAUAACCAUAUCAAUGAGGAGCUGUGUUAUAAAUAAAGACUCAACGAUUAAGGACCUUCGAAACUUUAUAAAGACAAACAAGUUAAAUAUAAAAACUGCGGGGAAGAACCUAAAAAAGGUAGACGUUUUUAUAGCCAUUUUGCAGAGCAUUCCGAAGGAGUACAUAACGGUUAAGUAUGUAGGAGGGGACGUGGGGAAGGGAAAUCCUACCAACAACAAUGUGCGAAUGGGAGGUGGUGAAAAUGUGAAGGGGGGCAGACUCAAUGGCGCGCUCGCAGGGAAUCAUAACAGUGUGAACGGUGGGGGGAGCCCGUCCAGGGCAAUACCAAUUGGGGGUCCCACCAAGAAUGAUCUCAACAUCGUUACAACUGCGCGGGAAUCCCCCGUGAAUAGCCACAACCUUGGGCAUAUUUCAAGCGGACACGGGAGUGCCCCCCUAACGGGGGAUGGCCAAGUAGGAGAAAAGCACUACAGUGAAGAAAUAAAAUCGCUAUACGGGGAGGAAGUCACGAAAAGGUACAUCCAGGACAAUAUAAUCAACGUAGACGACAACAUUGUUAAGCGGAGUGGCACCUUCAAAUUGGAAGGAGACGACAAAAUGGUUGGGAGCGAAAAAUUGGAGUACUACGAACCGGUGAAAAAAUUCGACGACGACAUUGAGUCGAGGUUUUUUCUCAUACACGACAGUAAUUACAACGAAAGGAUUAAUCAUAUAUAUAAGAAUGUAACGCACUGCGGGCUGGACAUUGAGACUACCGGGCUGGAGGUGUUCGACGAGAAGAUCCGCCUCAUCCAGAUCGCCGUGGAGGAUUACCCAGUGAUCAUUUACGACAUGUUUAACAUAACGAAGGAGAGCAUCCUAACUGGCCUGCGGGAAGUCCUAAAAAAUGAAAAAGUGGUGAAAAUUAUACAAAACGGGAAAUUCGACGCGAAAUUUUUAAUGCACAAUAAAUUUGAGGUAGCCAAUAUAUUCGACACGUACAUAGCUAGCAAGCUGUUAGACAAAAAUAAAAACAUGUACGGAUUUAAGCUGAACAAUAUUGUGGAGAAAUAUUUAAAUGUAACCCUAGACAAGCAACAGCAAAAUAGCGUGUGGAAUAAUUCGCUGCUGAACAAUAACCAGCUGUUUUACGCUGCAAGAGACUCCAGCUGUUUACUCAAAUUGUACAAAAAAUUGAAGUCCGAAAUUUGUAGGGAAAAUAUGGGGACUGUAAACGAUAUUGAAAAUAAGUGCAUUUUGCCCAUUUGUGACAUGGAGCUUAAUGGCAUCACGGUGGACCUGGAGAGCUUGAGCAAAAGUACGAAUGAAAUUUUGAGCGAAUUAAAUGAAGAGACGAGCAAAUUGAAGGCAGAACUGAAGGACGAAGAAAUUAACGUAAACUCGCAGCAACAGGUGCUAAAGGCAUUACAAAAUAAAAACGUGAGGGAUGUUUCCAAUAAACUUAUCGAAAAUACAUCCGACUCAAAUUUGAAGAACUUCCUCAACCAUAGGGAAGUGGUCCUUCUAAGAAAUUACAGAAGAUUGUAUAAGCUCUACUCCGCCUUCUACCUAAAGCUACCACAACAUAUAAACAAAAAAACGAACAAAAUACACACGACGUUUAAUCAGUUAAAAACUUUCUCAGGCAGAUUUAGCAGUGAGAAACCAAACUUACAGCAAAUCCCAAGGCAGAAAAAUAUAAGGGAAAUUUUCAUUCCCCAAAAAGACAAUAUAUUUAUUAUCGCCGACUUUAGGCAAAUUGAGCUGAAGAUAGCUGCAGAAAUUACAAAUGACGAUAUUAUGCUCAAGGCGUAUAAUAAUAACAUCGAUUUGCACACACUCACCGCUAGCAUUAUCACGAAGAAGGCCAUAGCUGAUGUGAAUAAGGAAGAUAGGCACAUUGCCAAGGCCAUUAACUUUGGGUUAAUCUACGGAAUGAAUUACGUCAAUUUGAAAAAUUAUGCAAACACGUAUUAUAACCUAAAUAUGAAUCUUGAUCAAUGCCUUUAUUUUUAUAACUCCUUUUUUGAGCACUAUAAGGGCAUAUACAGAUGGCACAAUCAAAUAAAACAAAUGAGGGCCUUAGAGUACUCCACCCUUUCCAACAGGAAAGUCAUUUUCCCCUACUUUUCCUUCACCAAGGCGUUGAACUACCCAGUGCAGGGCACCUGUGCUGACAUUUUGAAACUCUCCUUAGUGGAGCUCUACAAAAAUUUGAGACCCAUCAAUGGGAAAAUCAUCCUCUGCGUCCACGAUGAAAUUAUAAUCGAGGUGGACAAGAAAUAUCAGGAGGAUGCCUUGAAAAUCCUCGUGGAGUCGAUGGAAAAUUCCGCUUCCUUCUUUUUGAAAAAAGUCAAGUGCGAAGUUUCCGUGAAGAUUGCGCAGAACUGGGGCUCCAAGGAGUAG